AUUUUAUUAUUGUGAGGACUGUGAUUUCUUUAUCCACGAGGGCUGUGCUAAGUUAUUGAAGAAGGUACGCCACUGGGCCAGCAAGCAUUCAAUGGAACUCUUUUUCUAUGUCAUUUUUCACUGUGAGUAUUGCUGGUUUUGGAAUAGUGGGUUUGGCUACAAAUGUGAUGAAUUUAACAGGAUAAUGUGCAUUCGGUGUUAUGAAAUUCCGGACACUUGUACUGUUGAAAGACAUGAGCACCCCCUUUUCUUUGACCACAAAUACGAGGGGACUUGUUGUGGUUGUGGUUUUAAAGUUAUGGGUGGUUUUAGAUGCAAGGACAAGAAAUGCAAAUUUGCCAUAAAUUAUAGGUGCCUUGUGCUGCCUAACAAAGCCCGGUAUAAAUAUGAUGAUAACCAUUCUCUCGUGCUUACUUCCCGUGAUGAUCAUCAUCGAAGCCAAUGUUAUUGUGACAUAUGUGAAGAAGACAGAGACCCGAAUCAUUGGUUUUAUCAUUGUGCUGAUUGUGAUGUUUCUGCUCAUCCUAACUGUGUUCUUUGGGGAUCUCCGUAUGUCAAGCUCGGUAAACCAUUCAGGUAUGCUGGUCAUCAUCAACAUCCUGUCAGUUUAGUGAAGAUAGACUUCAAUCCUCCUAAAUGCAACAGCUGUAAUAAGCCUUGUAGAGAUCGGCUGGCCAUUCAAUGCACAGAGUCAGAUUGCAACUACAUAGUCCACUGGUAUUGUUUAUCCUAUUGGAAUAUUCUACAUACAGAUCUCUAAGGAGGUGAGACUGGUAUUGUUGUCAUGAUAUUAAUGAGAUAUCUCAUUUGCAGUUCUUACUUAUUAAGUAAUUUUCAGUAUGUUGUUUCUAUUUGGGGAUGUGUUUGGACUAGUGUAUAGUACAUAUAUUUGUUGCAAGCAAAUAUUCGAUAUGACUAUUUGUUGAAGUUUAAAUGUAACCAUUUAGUUGUUUGGGUGUUUGUGUGUUUUGAACACCAAAAAUGGUUGUUUCCUUCUUCUUUUCUUUUUUGAUAUUUGAUCUCCUUUUUUUUCUCUUCCCAUUUAUUCUAUGCUUUUUUUUUUUCUUGAUAGAUCAAGUAUUUAAUUGCUUAACAAUUACAAAUAAUUCAACCCUUAACCUUAACUCCAAUUCAAGCUCUUGUUGGUAUUGUGUGAUUUAUUAUGUUUCAUGUAUUCUAUAAUUGGAUCCCGUAGAUGAUUAUUCUACCAUGGGGGAGAUAUUUUCAUGACUUAUAAUACUGUUAAGAAACUUAUUUGUUAAAU
This is a messenger RNA of Rubroshorea leprosula, 1264 nucleotides long. The record is from the annotation of a GenBank genome assembly. Lineage: Eukaryota; Viridiplantae; Streptophyta; Magnoliopsida; Malvales; Dipterocarpaceae.